Messenger RNA from Cucurbita pepo subsp. pepo (vegetable marrow), 1639 nucleotides. RefSeq names its product shrunken seed protein (SSE1) (gene SSE1). NCBI's taxonomy places the organism in Eukaryota, Viridiplantae, Streptophyta, Magnoliopsida, Cucurbitales, Cucurbitaceae. Gene Ontology annotation, biological process: peroxisome organization. Gene Ontology annotation, cellular component: peroxisomal membrane. The record is from RefSeq and is a predicted model, not a curated record.
AUGGAUAUUGAAAUGUGUGCUUCUCUCUGCUAUAUGCAACCAAAUUUCUAGAGAGAGAGAGGGAGGUUUUUGAGAAUGGCGGCGGUAAUUGGGGCUGUGGGUCUGAUGAAAUUUACAGUUUCCGUUUCAUAAAAUCCCAGUUUGGUUGCUCCUUGUCUCUUCCAUUCUUCUCCUAGAAUUUCUCCCUUUGUCUGCAACCUUUUGGUUUCAACUUUCCCCAAAAUUUCACGAACAAGAUUCAUCUAUUUGAAUGACCGUACAAUUUCCUGUUGGCUAUGUGGGAGUUUUUCCCAGUUGAAUCUUAGGGUUUUAGUUUGUAUCAGGUGCUUGGGCGAUUCGAGUGUUUGUUUCCUCUGUUGCUGCAGCGUUGGGAUUGUUUUGAAGUCAUGGAAGCUUAUAAGAAGUGGGUCAGGGAUAACAGGAACUAUCUUUACUCUUUUGAGUCUCUUGCAAAUGGCUUGACGUGGCUUCUUCCCGAACGAUUUUCUAGUUCAGAAAUUGGACCAGAAGCAGUUUCUGCUGCUGUUGGUGUUAUCACUGCAGUCAAUGAACACAUAAUUGAAACAGCUCCAACCCAGAUGCGUGUAAACGCGACCGUGCCACCUUCAUUUCCCUAUUCGUUGUGCAUAUCUGCUCUAAAAAACUUGGAGCCAUUGAUCGAAGUUGCUGCACAACAAUAUUAUGGCGACGAUAAACGCUGGAACUUCAUUGCCGUUACGGAGGCUAUGAAGGUACUAUUUAGAUUAGCUCUGUUCAAGAAUAGUGGAUACAAAAUGAUACUCGAAGGAGGCGAAACGACAAAUAACGAAAUGCAUCUCGAAACUUCAACUUCUCAGCACAAUGGUGGGCAUCAUGCAUCUGGUUAUUUAGGAUAUGGUAAUGGACAUAACCAGUGGAGUCUAGAAGGGAGGGCAAUGUCUGCUUUAAGUAUGUUCGGGGAUAAUGCUCGGAUAAAUUCGACACCAGCAUGGUCAUACCGGGUUCAACACGAGCGUGCAACGUUCAAUCCUCCAGCUACAAUACCUGAGAGGUCAACUCUUUCGACUAUUUUGUCCGAGCAGGGUCAUCUCGGGGCUCUUUUCGUGAUAGGAGAAGUGCUUUUUAUAACAAGACCGCUAAUAUACGUUCUUCUAAUCCGAAGAUACGGGAUUCGGUCGUGGACUCCUUGGUUUCUUUCUCUGGCUGUGGACCUCACUGGAACAAGCUUUUUAUCAUAUGCUACCUCAGCGUCCAGAAAAGACCAAAGAUUUCACCUCUCCGAUUCUGAGAAGGACGAGCUGAGACGACGAAAGAUGCUAUGGGCAUUUUACAUCAUGAGAGAUCCAUUCUUUGAGAGAUUCACAAGGCGAAAACUCGAAGGAGCCGAGAAAGUGUUGCAACCCGUACCGUUUGUUGGAUUCCUCACAGCAAAAAUCGUGGAGCUUAUGGUUGGAGCUCAGACAAGAUACACUUACAUGUCUGCUUCAUGAGCUGAUUGGUUUUUGAAGCUUCAAACUCUUCCUUCCUGCUAUCUUUUCUGCUGUUCAUAGAAAUAUUUAGUGUUUUUUUUUUUAUAUAAUCAAACUGCUUUGAAUAAUAAUUAAAAUAAAAUAUGUAAUUUAAUCACUAAUUAAGCCACUAAUUGAGUGAUUUAUGAGUA